GAGGAGCCGGUCGUUUUUGUCGUCCAGAUAAGGCGUUGGAGCCUUCACCCGGUCUGCCCUAUGGCCUCCCUCUCCAACGCCUCCCACCCCCUCUCCAAGAAGGCUGCUCCAUGAGGCAGCACUGGGCUGUUUUCACUUAAGCCGAAUUUCCCCCGAAGUAUGUCUCAAGUCCCUGGGAACUUUUCUGCGUUUGUGAAACGGCUGGGGACCGGCUCCGCAGGCGAGCAGCGCGGCUGUCCUGCAGGAGGCGUGUCCCGGGACGGAGGGGCACCAACACGUAACGGGGGGGCGGGGAGGGGAUAACUGGCGGGAAGACCGGGAGGGAGGGCGCGUCUGGGGCGUGUGCGCCCAACUCCAGGGGCACCCGUGAUCUGUGGGUCCCGCGUGCAAAGCCUGGGCCGAGCCCGGGGCGCAGGAGAGAGAGCGAGUCUGAUUCAGGAAGUCGAGUCUCUGACAUCAGGGCAGGACGGAGUCGGAGUGAAACCUCAAAAAUGCGAGGCGUGGGCCAACCGGAGGGCAGGGAACACAGAGGGCGCCCUUCUCCCGACGAGCGGCAGGUACGUGCGGCGCGGGGCGGCCCCCGCUGACCGCUCCCCUCCGGACCUAGCUCCGCGUGGGGCGCGCAGGGUCUUCGGGAAGGAAACCUGGACCUUGCCCCUGGUCCCCGAUCGCUGUCAGACGGGCAGCCCCGGUGGAUCCCUGGCUUCCGCGCCUGCAGGAAGCCCGCCCGUGGACUGAAAGAUUUUCCCCCAUUUUGGAGAUGAAGAAACUGAGGACCAGAGCAACCGAAUGACCUUCCCAAGUAUACGCUGAGGAAGUCACAGGUGCUAUCAGUGGCAGGCCCAAACCCUAAGCUGGAAGAGGAAUAAAUUACAAGUGGGCAAGGCUGCAUCCUCUUGAGUCCAGAACUUGCUAGUGAGCUGAGAGGGUCCUCUGGCCCCAGUCUAGCCAAGCACGAUGGAGAAAAUCACCUCUUUCUUUAGUGCCAUCUGGGAGAUCAUCUCAAGCAAACACCAACAGGGCCUCUUCAACACCAUCUGCCUGGGCGUCCUCCUGGGGCUGCCACUCCUGGUGGUCAUCACACUCCUCUUUAUCUGCUGCCAUUGCUGCUGGAGCCGGGCAGGCAAGAGUGGCCGACAGCCGGAGCGAAACAAGGGGAAGAAGAAGAAGAAGAAGAAGAAGGCUGAAGAAGAUCUCUGGAUCUCUGCUCAGCCCAAGCUUCUCCAGAUGGAGAAGAGGCCAUCACUGCCUGUCUAGUUAGGCAGGAAGCAGAGAUGUCCUCCUUCAGGGGUUAAGCUGCCUUCCAGCUACACACGGGGUGGGGAGCAGCACCCCCUGAAGUGAUGCACUCACGUCCACAGAGGAACUACUCAACCAAGGGACAAACUUCAGACUGAGUGUCCCCAUGGAGGGCACUCCUGGGGAGCACAUGGACAAUUCUUGGGCACUGUCUUGGCAGCUAUGUGUCCAAUAGCAAUACUCUUGAC
Ceratotherium simum simum (southern white rhinoceros) is the source of this 1487-nucleotide messenger RNA. Its product is annotated as KIAA0040 ortholog. Lineage: Eukaryota; Metazoa; Chordata; Mammalia; Perissodactyla; Rhinocerotidae. The record is from RefSeq and is a predicted model, not a curated record.